Myripristis murdjan (pinecone soldierfish) is the source of this 2340-nucleotide messenger RNA. RefSeq names its product interleukin-17 receptor D. Gene Ontology annotation, molecular function: interleukin-17 receptor activity; protein binding. NCBI's taxonomy places the organism in Eukaryota, Metazoa, Chordata, Actinopteri, Holocentriformes, Holocentridae. The transcript has 12 exons. Bases 131 to 1942 code for a protein of 603 amino acids. The record is from RefSeq and is a predicted model, not a curated record.
CAACAUCCACUGCUCCUCCAGCGCUAACCAGCAAGGGUGGCUGCAUGAGGAAAGUCUGAAAUAGCGUGUUUGACUUGUGGUUUGACACCAGUUGCUGCCAGUGACACAGAGUCAUGUUGACUGUCGAAACAUGUGGAGGGAAGCGCUCGUUCUCUACCUGCUCCUGACAUCUCUUCAGCUCCUCCUGGCUCGGGAAAAUAUCACCGCUGCUGUCUCUCCUCAGGACUGCAGCCUUGAAUGUGUGCAACAGGGAGGACCUGGAUGUGAAUACUGCAGAGUAACCAGAGCUGAUGUGCAGAGGAUCCUGGGCUUCCGCCCCAUUGAAGCGUUUGGAAGCUGUAUUCCAUGGCCAUGUUUCGAACUGCUUGGUGAAGAAGACCCUGAAGUGUGUAAGCACUACGUUCACGCGCCGAAUGAUGUGACGGUGGAGUUUUUACAGGAUCCGAACCCAAAAUCUGACACCAUCGUUGUCUCCUGGAAGCCCAGUUAUUACGGGAUCGCCUUCCUGCGAGGCUUUCAGGUGUCCCUCCAGGCCCUGGGAGGGUCUCACAUGGCAUGCCAGCUCUUUCUCUUCCAUCGAAACCUCUCCCUCUCCGCCUCACAUGCUCAGAGGGUUUACAAGUCGGACCCUUUCCCUGGCCUCCUCCUGGGAACCCAGUACGCCAUCACCGUCAUGGCUCUGCCGGUGCCCGAGCAGUGGGAGAGGUUCUACCACAGCAAGACCUUCUCCACUCGCUCAUGUGCAGAGAAGAUCGGCUUCGAGCAGUGCAAGAAAGACUGGUACCCCAAACAUAUUGACGUCCAACAGAACGGGACUGAUGUCACUGUGACCUUUAACCUCGCUCCUCCAAGCCUGGGCAUCAAAGGCUACUUCUCACUGUGUUAUGCAAAUGGCAUGAAGAAAUACAUGAACAUCAGACCUAAUUCCAGCAAAAACACGACUCACCACAGCUAUCAGCUGCACGGCCUCCAAGAAGGAAUCAAUUACACUUGUGAGAUUGCAGCCGAUGAGGUGGAUGCAGUGAGGAAAACAUUCCGCGUCCUGAUCACGCCCGUUCAACAAAAGGCCUUGCCGCUCACUGCCAUCCCCCCCCUGGCUCUGAUCCUUCUACUUGGCCUUUCCUUGGCAGCCAUAUUUACAAUCCUCCUGGCUGUCCUUAUCAAGAGGAGGCCCAAGCUGCAGAUGAAGAAAUCAUUCAUAAGGCCAGACAUUAUUGAGCAUCAUCAACAGAGGAGCACUGCCGGGGAGGUGAUGUUGCCGCCAAGCAACAGGUCGACUCCUCCUCGCCUUCUCAUUUGCUACAGCCGCCAAGAUGGCCCCGCCCAUGUCCGAGCCGUCAUGCAGUUAGGCGUCUUCAUACAACAGCACAUGGCCACUAAGGUCUGCCUGGACCUGUGGGACUCCCUGAGUGUAGCCGAGGAGGGCACCAUGGGCUGGCACUGCCGGCAAAUCCAGGAGUGCGACUUUGUCUUGGUAAUCUGUUCCCGAGGCCUAAACUACAGGUCUCAGCUGUGUCACCUGGACACAGAGGCUGGUUAUGAUGAGCAUGAGGAGGCAGACAAAGAGCUGGGCUGGGGGUCCAACACCUCCAGCUGUGCUGCAGCCAUCCCCCUUAUCAGAAUGGAGGUGGGCCACGCCAUAGCCAGGGGGCGGGACCUGUCCAAAUACAUGACAGCCACUUUUGAGUACUCCGAGGAGACGGACAUCCCCACUGAGCUGAGGCUGGUGUCUCACUACACCUUGACCAGGGACUUGCCUCUGCUCUUCUCCCACCUCCACGGGGUGGCUCUGCACAGACCUGGGAGGUGCCUGAAGAUAGAGCAUGUCUCAGAAGAGGGGUUCACUAAGUCACCGGCUGGAGCAGCUCUGCAGCUGGCUAUCUGUGAGGCCUCGAUGGCGCUGAGGGACAAAGAGCUCCACCACAUGGAAGGAAGGGACUAAGCUAUAAAUGGCCAAUAAAGCCAUCCUGUUAAUUUCCUCAAAUGUUCUCGAGAAGGAUUGUAUCUGUAAAAUCAAUCCAAGCUACUUAUUCACAUAGUUGGUGCAUUUCAAACGUUUGAUUCCCUGUUGAGUUUUAUGUGAUUACUUGCAGAUGCCAGUAAUAGCAAGACAGAUGCAUUGUGAUUGUAUCAUGAGAGCCUUUGUGUGUGUGCAUGUGUGUGUGUGUGUGUGUGUGUGUUUGAGUGAGUGCAAACUGUUGCACUGAAAAAGAACUGAAGGGUCCAUUUAAGAGACUGCAUGGUUAUAGGCGCACAAGUAACUAGAAGACAUGGUGAAAGCCAUUGUAAAUUGUAAAACAUUUAUACUGUAUGCAUUGUAAAUACAUAUAGACAUAAACA